Molecule: messenger RNA, 4893 nt
Organism: Pteronotus mesoamericanus
Lineage: Eukaryota; Metazoa; Chordata; Mammalia; Chiroptera; Mormoopidae
Gene: WDR97
Product: WD repeat domain 97
Exons: 25
Coding region: 1-4893 (1630 amino acids)
Molecular function (GO): protein binding
Source: RefSeq, a predicted model, not a curated record
AUGGAGAUGGAUGUGCUGGAUACAAGCGACCCCUUUUCACUGAAAGGCGACAACCCCACUCUGGACCCAGACCUGUAUGACGCUGACAGCCAUGACAUCCCAGACCCUGGGCUGCUCAAGGGAAAGAACGAGCCAUCAACCUCGGAGCGGGUCUCGCAGCUUUUUACCCGGUGUCUCAAUAUGACCCCAACCACCCGUGCUCGCCAGCUGUGGCUGCUCCUGCGCGCAAGCCUCCACAGCUUUGUGGAAAAGGAAAAGAGAUCCGAGUUGCGUGUGGCUCGCUUGACGCACGGACUGGAGCCACUGCGCCGCCUGGAGGUGGCAGCCGGGCUGUGCUCGGUGGCGCAGGACCCGGUGGGUAGACGAUUCGUGGUGCUGGACGGCGCAGGCCGCCUGCACCUGCACAGAGAGGACGGCUGGGCUCAGGAGAAGCUGCUGGUCCCCGUUGCCCUCAGGGGGCUGGUGGCAGUGCCGGGCCCGCUGGGCUCUGUGGGCCGCUUUGUGGGCUGGGGCCCCGCAGGGCUGGCCAUACUGAGGCCAGACCUCAGCGUGCUGUGGCUGAGCGAGCCAGGGGCGCAUCGGGCGCCCCACCGCGAGCCCGUCUGCUGCCUGCCAGUGCCCGAGUUGGGGCUGCUGCUAGUAGCGGAGGCGGGCGGCAGCCUGGCGCUCUGGAAGUUCCGUUUAGGUGGUCGCCGUCUGGCUCCCAGUGGGUCACCUCUACAGCCCGCGCCAAGCUCCACCCACGCGCCAAGCUCCACCCACGUGCUCUCUCGCCUGGCUCUGGGGCCCCUGCCUCCCCACCAGCCUCCACGCUGCUUCGCAGCCUACGGCUCGGCCGUACUCACCUUUGAUCUGCACACCUGGGCUAUCGUAGGUGUGAGCCGGGAUCUGCACAAAACCACCAUCUCGGACGUAGCGUACUGCGGAGAGGUAGAGGCCGUGGUGACAGCUUCCCAGGACAGCACCGUGAAGGUGUGGGAGGCCGACUGGCAGAUCCGGAUGGUGUUUGUGGCCCACACAGGCCCGGUGACCGCUCUGGCUGUGCUCCCAAACACAUCCCUCGUGCUGUCGGCCUCACAGGACGGGACGCUUCGCACGUGGGACCUGCAGGCGGUGGCACAGGUGGGCGAAGUGACGCUGCGCUACUGGGGUCAGGAUAUGAGGUCAGAGGGCGUGGACCGCCUCCUGGCGCCCGCGGGCCCCAGCUGGCCGGUGCUCUCCUUGCGUGCGGGCAGCGUGGAGCUGUGGCGCCUGCGCGAGCUCUACUCGCCCUUGGCCCAGCUGUCCGCGCCAGUGCUCCACCUGCAGGUGGCGCCGGCGCUGCCCUUGCCCCCGCACCCGCCUCUGCCCGCGCGCCUCGUGUGCGCAUGCACUGACGGUUCCGUCUACCUGGUGUCCGUUGCUACGGGGCUUACCGUGAGCGCGCUGCUGCUCGAGCCCGAGGACUGCGCGGCCGCCGUAGCUUACUGCUUGCCGCGCGAAACGCUGUGGCUGCUAAACCGCGCCGGGGACCUGGUGUGCGCCACCGCGGCGCGCCACCCCAUGUGCGAGUUGUACCGCGCGUGCCCGCCACCGCCCCCAGCGCCCAGGCCCUGCUGCCUGCACCUCUACAGCCACCUCACAGACCCCGGCAGUGCGUUUGCCAGCUGGGAGAUCGUGCGCAAGCACGGGGGCGAACUGCGCCGCAGCGACACCCAGGCCUGGAAGGACAAGAACCGGUACCUGCCGGUGGUGGGACACACAGACGGCAGCCUGUCAGUGCUGGAGUGGUGCACAUGGAGGCCUGUCUUCCACACGCAGGCGCACGGCCACGAGCCAGUCAUCGCCAUUGCAUCUACCUGGAACAGCAUUGUGUCCUCGGGCGGAGACCUGACCGUGAAGGUGUGGCGUGUCUUCCCCUACGCCGAGGAGAGCCUGAGCCUGCUGCACACCUUCUCCUGCUGCCACCCUGCCCGGGCGCUCUGUGCGCUGGGGAAGCGUGUCACCGUGGCCUUUGAGGACCCAGACAGUGCCACUUACGGUCUGGUGCAGUUUGACCUGGAAAACAGCGAGCGCUAUGACCACCGGCCCCAGGACGACCCCGUGGACCACAUCACUGGCUUGUGCUGCUGCCCCACGCUCAAGCUGUAUGCCUCCUCCAGCCUGGACCGCACCAUCCAAAUCUGGACUGCAGACAACCGCCUGCUGCGGCUCCUGCAGCUGAAUGGAGCCCCUCAGGCCCUGACCUUCUGCAGCAACAGCGGGGACCUGGUGCUGGCCCUGGGCUCCCGCCUUUGCCUGGUAUCCCACAGGCUCUACCUGCCCACAUCCUACCUACUUAAGGAGCUGUGCCAGAAGGUUCCCGAUGUGGUGGAUGACCCUCCGUUGCCGCUGACCAGCCGGGAGUCACUGACCGCAGCCCAGCUGCAGAGGCUCGCCAGCCUGCAUGGGGUGGCCAGUCUCAGCACAGCCUCGUCCUUCACCCGUUGCCAGACGGCAGCACCUCAGCAGCCAGUGCUGGAGGAGGACCUGGAAGCCUUGGUUGCCCGGGACCAAGACCUUCAGCAGCUGAGACUGGGGCAGGUGGUCCCAGCAGCUCGGCGCCCGCCCUCCUGGCAGCAGCAGCAGGAGGCCUUUGACAACUAUCUGCGUCUGAUCUACGGCCCAGCCCUGCUGGGCAUGCAUUCCGGACCCGAGUGGCAGCCGCUGAGCGCCGUGACCCUCCGAGCAGAGAGAGAAGCCGGGGGUGUGUGCGCCCUGCCCCAAGCCGCCCCCGCCCUGCCCCUGCAGGAGCGGCGGGCACGGGGCCGGUCCUUUGCGCGCCCUCGCCGAGUCACCUUUCCCACCCCACCCACCCGCCAGGAAGGACCCAGCAGGGCGUCACAGCUGCUGGCCCGCCCCUCCCCGGGCCUCGGUGUGGACCCGCAGCUGCGGUGGCAGCAGCCCCACCAGGAGAGGCCUGCGGCUGCAGACCCACCGCCUUCCCACCUGCGGCACAGGGUGCCCCUGCUGCUGGAAAGGCGGCCCAAGGAGCUUCUCUCUAACCUCAGCGGCUUCUUUCCUGCCACCGUUCAGCCCUACAAGGACCUGCCGAGGCCCAUCCACUUCCCUGGCUGGGUCCCGAACUCCGUGGUGCUGCAGCAGAUGUGGCUGCCCAGGGAGGUCAGCGGCCCAGGAGCCCAGGCCCGGCUCCUCAGCCGGGGCUCAUUCAAGUCAGCAGGGAGCCAGCAGGAUGAUUUGUGGCUGUCGCGGGGCAGGCGGUACCACACCAACUGGCGGCAGAAGCCGGCCCAUUUGUUGGAUGAGGAAGAGGAGGAGGAGGAGGAGGAGGAAGAGGAGGAGCAGCUGGAUCUGGACUGGGCCUCGGACUACCUGAGCUCCGACACGGAGCUCUCCCAGGAGCUGCGGGGGUCCGAGGAGCCAUCAGCGCAGAGUUGGGAGUCCUUGGCCAGGAGGCACUCCGGAGACAGCGCUGCCAGGACCAGGAAGGAGACCGACUUACACCCCCGCUGGUACCACCGUGAGCACUCGCUCUUGGAAGAGCGCUACGCGCAUCUGCCCGGGUUCCUGCGUUUCUUUGUCAUCCAGAACUGGUUCAAAAAGCUGUUCCCCAUCUUCACCCUGGAGGCGUACCCCGAGGUGGGCACAGUGGAUGGCCUGGUCUCUCUGCUCAUGGACCUGCUGGAGGAGGCCUCCUGGGAGGACCGCGUGCACAUCCUGCAGGCGUUGCUGAGGCUGCUUCCGGAUGUGAGCAGACACCUCUGUAUCAGGUUGCAUGACCUCCUUCUGCACCUGCUCAACCUGGACCAGCCCCCCAGCCUCCAGGUCAAGUCGCAGAAGCAGUUCGUGAUCCUGGCGCUGGAGCUGGUGUUGGCCUGCUCCUUGGAGUCCCAGGAGGUGGUGCUGGAGCUCUUGUCCUACUCCCUCUACUCUCCAGCCUCCUGCCGGCCUGAGCUCAAGAAGCUUCUGGACGGGCUAGGCCUGCAGGACCCGGACGGCUUCCUCUUCAGUGAGAUGGUGACCUGGGUCCAGGGCCCCGACCUGGACUCCAAGGCCGUGCUGCGCAGCCGCUGUUGCGAGAAGCUGGAGGAAAUGAUCCACUGCCUGAAGACCGAAACCUCACAGGCAUCAGUAGCCAAGUUGUCGGGGAUGCUGUCCAAUGUCUCGGAGACGUCAGUGCUUUCGCCCUCCCCCAAAGAGGCCCUGUUGCCGAUUCCCAUGGUCUCCGGGGCACCCAUUCACAUCCCUGUGACGCCCUCGGUCCACUCCUGGAUGCCCUCUCUGGUGGUCUCGCCCGGGGAGCCGGGCUCGGCCACCCAGGAGUCCCAGUGGCCGCUCUCGCCAGUGCACGCCUGGCGCACCUCCCGCACGCUCUCCGAGACGCUGCUGCCCUUCUCCUCCCUGCCUGAGGUCCAGCUGCCUUCCUUGGCGCCAGAUGCACUGCCCAACCACCCACUGCCAUUGGAGCAGACGGACUGGUCACAGUCAAAGAUGCUGGACCUGGAGCCGAUCGACGCGCUCAACUUCUUCUGCGAGCUCCAGCGGGCACGGCAGCCGAGCUUCCUGCACCAGGAGGAGCCUGAGAGCCCGUGCUUGAGCCCUGGAACACCGGGGCCCAACGCCGUGGUGCCGUGUCCCCGCCACCGCCUGCCCGACCCCAUGCUACGGCUGCAGGAGACCAAGAUCUGGAAGUCUCCAAAGAGAGAGAGGGGCCAAAUGCUGCCCCGGCACCGGGAGGGCCGCACCCUCGAAGUCUCCAUCCGGACGCUGAAGCUGCCGCUGCCUCGGGUGGAACUGCGGCCCUUCCCCUCGGGCUGGCCCCGGCCUGCCCGCCCGCGGCCGCCCCUGCUCCUGCAGCCUUCCCUGCAGCGCUACUUUCUGCCAGACGACGCGGACCCAGCCAGCUACGGCUGA